UGAUAGUUCUAUUGAACAAAUUGCAUAUUUUACAAAAAAUUUAACAGCACAACAUGUUCAAUUUUCAGCCAUUUCAGUAGAAUAUGCACCUACUGACCCAGAAGGCUAUACAAUUGUUUAUAACUUCAUUGAAAGUAAUAAUUAUGAUAAAGCAAAUAAUGAUCAAACUCAAAAAGUGAUGAAAGAUAAAGCACAUACUGUUUUUC
Molecule: messenger RNA, 206 nt
Organism: Racocetra fulgida
Lineage: Eukaryota; Fungi; Glomeromycota; Glomeromycetes; Diversisporales; Gigasporaceae
Source: the annotation of a GenBank genome assembly